CCAGAAGGUUUUCGAAAGAGGGGGUUCGUUCUUGACUGGAAACUUGUCUUUUUCCAGGGCAAGGGUUUCAUUAGAGGGAUCUACGCCUGUGAGCUAACUUCAACAUCCCUUUAUAUGUUUUCUUGAGAAUUUUUGUGCUGGAAUCAAAAAUCAGUUUGGUGUUUCUAAAGCAGUCUCCUCGAGCCAGGUUUGGUACGUUUAGCACACUUAUCCAGGAGUUUGGCAUGACUCGUAGUGAAGCUGAUCACUCUGUGUUUUAUCGGCAUUUAUCUCGGCAUUUAUCUGGUGGUCUAUGUUGAUGAUAAUGUUAUUACCGGCAAUGAUCAGCAUGAUAUUACUCAAUUGAAGCAACAUCUCUUUCAACACUUACAGACUAAGGAUCAGGAUCUUGGCAGAUUAAAGUAUUUUCUGGUUAUUGAGGUCGCCAAGUCUAGCUCAGGUAUUGUGAUCUCACGACGGAAGUAUACCUUAGACAUUCUUGAGGAGACAGGAAUGAGAUGCUGUAGGCAUGUUGACAAUCCGAUUGAUCUGAAUUCUAAACUUCUGCCAGGACAAGGGGAGCCGCUUAGCGAUCCUGCAAGAUAUAGGCGGUUGGUUGGUAAAUUAAAUUAUCUCACAAAGACUAGACCCGAUAUUUCCUUUCCCGUGAGUGUUGUAAGUCAGUUUAUGGAUUCUGCUUGUGAUAGUCAUUGGAAUGCAGUUAUCCAUAUUUUUCGAUAUAUAAAAUUGGCUCCAGGCAGAGGGUUAUCGUUUGAGGAUCGAGGCCAUGAGCAGAUUGUUGGAUACUCAGAUGCUGAUUGGGCAGGAUCACCUUCUGAUAGACGUUCUAUUUCUGGAUAUUGUGUUUUGGUAGGAGGCAAUUUGGUGUCUUGGAAGAGCAAGAAAUAGAAUGUAGUUGCUCGGUCUAGUGCAGAAGCAGAAUAUCGAGCAAUGGCUAUGGCAACAUGUGAGCUAGUUUGAAUCAAACAAUUGCUCAAGGAGUUGAUAUUUGGUGAAAUAAUCCAAAUGGAACUUGUGUGCGAUAAUCUAGCUGCCCCUCAUAUUGCAUCAAAUCCGGUGUUUACAUGAGAGAAUUAAACACAUUGAGAUUGACUGUCACUUCGUCAGAGAAAAGAUACUCUCAGGAGAUAUUGCUCGUUGCUUAUGCAGAUCAAAAGUUGUAGUUAGAUUAUAACCUAAUAAGUUGAAUAUUCUGUUUAGGACGUGUUCUCCUCCAUCCUUAUAAUCCCUUCUUCCUUUUCAAAUAUAAUACAUUAAUCAUAAAAAAAUUUAGAGUUGGACAAUUAUGCAGGUACCUGUCUAUGAAGAACCUUCAUUUAGUAUUUCUGGAACCCCAGGAAUAGUGCAGUAUGAGAUUUUAAAUAACAGAAGGCAUGUCCUGACCAAGGAUACUGCUGGUACAGUUAAGUUGUGGGAGAUCACAAGAGGGGCUGUAAUUCAAAACUACGGAGAGGUUUCAUUUGACAAGAAAAAGGAAGAAUUAUUUGAGAUGGUAAGCAUCCCUGCAUGGUUCACCAUGGACACUAGGCUGGGAAGCCUGGCUGUACAUUUGGAUACUCCACAAUGCUUUUCUGCUGAGAUGUACUCUGCUGACCUUAACAUCCCCGGGAAACCUGAAGAUGACAAGGUUAAUUUGGCACGAGAAACACUUAAAGGGCUGUUGGUGCAUGGGUUAAUCAAAAGAAGGCAGAAAUUUGGAUCUCAACCGUCAAGCAAUGGAGAAGUCCCAUCUGGAAAAGAUGUAUCUGCAAGGAUUUUGGCUGCAUCUAGAGUGGAAGUAGACAGUGGUGCUGAUAACGAUUCUGCUGUAUUUCCUCCCUUUGAAUUUUCAGCAGUAUCUCCUCCAUCUGUCGUGACUGAGGGCUCUCAAAGUGGUCCUUGGAGGAAAAAGAUCACAGACUUGGAUGGAACUGAAGACGAGAAGGACAUGCCUUGGUGGGUUAUAGACUGUGUGAUGAACAAUCGGCUGCCUCCCAGGGAAAAUACCAAAUGUAGCUUGUAUUUGCAUCCAUGUGAAGGUUCUACAUUCCAGAUCCUUACCCAAGGCAAGCUGAGUGCACCUCGCAUAUCAAGAAUUCACAAAGUUAUCAAUUAUGUCGUAGAAAAGAUGGUUCUUGACAAGCCUUUGGAUAGUGUUAACUCGGAUGGGACUUUUACUCCUGGAAUGCAUGGAGUUACUGGAGGAGAUGGCUCAUUCCGUACUGGGCCGAAACCUUGGCAAAAGCUUAAGCCAUCUAUAGACAUUCUGUGCAAUAACCAGGUUUUAUCUCCUGAUAUGAGCUUAGCAACUGUCCGGGCCUAUAUAUGGAAGAAACCGGAAGAUCUUGUACUUAAUUACCGUGUGUUGCAGAGCAAGUGACAGGAUGGGAAGCUGUAAGGUUCAAAGUGGCUUGAGGUAAUGGAGCUCUGUCCAGACAAAAUACUUCCGUGGUUGCUUGCUGCUGGCGUUACUUAUAGCUUGUACAUCCAGGAACCAGACGGUUGGAUUCAUUUGCAAAAUCUCAAUGACAAUCCAAUUUUGCCAUUUGCCUAUUGAGUGAUGGUAAAUGGUUUUCUGGACCUGUCGGAAAAAAUAGAAAGUUUCUAUGGCAAUUAGGACAAUGCAAAGUUUAUAUAACCCGAGUUUGCAUUUGAUCUAGGUUUCAAGUUGGAUGACACAUGAGAUUAGAAGAAAUAUUAAGAGAGCGUUUGUGAUGAUGUCGAAAGCAUUGUAGAUUUGUAUCUGGUGCUAUGCAAAAGAAGGGUCCGUGUUGGUUAAUGUUGCACAAACCAGUGUAGGAACGUGAAUAAUUAAUUUGGAAAUAAAAUGUUCUUUCUGGCCAAAGUAAUAUAUGUAUUUUAUCUA
Nicotiana attenuata is the source of this 2845-nucleotide messenger RNA. Its product is annotated as WD repeat-containing protein 48-like. The transcript has 10 exons. Gene Ontology annotation, biological process: protein deubiquitination; double-strand break repair via homologous recombination. The coding region runs from base 1286 to 2359 and encodes 357 amino acids. NCBI's taxonomy places the organism in Eukaryota, Viridiplantae, Streptophyta, Magnoliopsida, Solanales, Solanaceae. Gene Ontology annotation, molecular function: ubiquitin binding. The record is from RefSeq and is a predicted model, not a curated record.